Molecule: messenger RNA, 1299 nt
Organism: Ostreococcus tauri
Lineage: Eukaryota; Viridiplantae; Chlorophyta; Mamiellophyceae; Mamiellales; Bathycoccaceae
Product: S-adenosylmethionine-dependent methyltransferase
Exons: 1
Coding region: 1-1299 (432 amino acids)
Molecular function (GO): methyltransferase activity; RNA binding
Source: RefSeq, a predicted model, not a curated record
AUGGACGCGGCGCACGUCGCGGCGCUGGAGACGCACGGGGCGAUGGCGGCGCGACUGGACGCGAACGUCGCGCGCGUCAAGCGAGGCAAGGCGAACAUGUUCCUGGAUGGAUGCCCGAUCGUCUACGCGGGGGCGAUCGAGGCGACGGAGGGAAAGGUGAAGACUGGAGAUUGGGUGUGCGUGACGGAUCACGCGAAGGCGCCGAUAUGCGUGGGAUUUUAUAACGAGACGAGCUCGUACGCGGUGCGCGCGCUGGCGAUGUGUUGGGAAGAAGAGAGCGUGGACGGUGAUGUGGUGAUCGCGCGUCGAAUUCGCGAGGCGUACGAACUGAGAGUGAGUUUAGGUUUGGUUGGGAACGAGCGAACGACGUGUUAUCGGUUGUUGAACUCGGAGGGUGAUCGUUGCAGCGGUCUGAACGCCGACGUGUACGGAGACAUCGUCGUCGCCUCGAGCACGGCGGCUUGGGCGGAACGCCGACGCGAUGUCAUCCUUCGAUCGAUCGCAGAUGUGGUCGGUGAGAACACCAAGGUGGUUUGGAGGCGAGACCAGAAGAUGUACGAGCAAGAGGGUGAGCCUUGGAACGGGGAGAGCGUGAGUUAUUACCACGCCGCGACGGGUGAGGAAAUCGCUGAGGGCGUCCCGAGCGAGGUUCACGUCGUCGAAAACGGCGUCAAGUACGUCGUCGAUAUGGCUGGUGGGCACAAAACAGGAUUUUACGUCGAUCAGCGUGAUAACCGUGCCGCCUUGCGGGAGAUGGUUCGAGGUAAGAGAGUCUUGGACGUGUGCUGUUACACGGGCGGUUUCGCUCUGAGCGCCGCGCUCGGCGGUGCCGCGAGCGUCACGGCGGUCGACAGCUCCGAGUCCGCGCUCGCGGUCGCCGCACAAAAUGCCGAGUUAAACGGUGUCGCCGACAAGAUUGAGUUCGUCCGCGCCGACGCGUUCGAUUUUAUGCAAGACGCACUGGACUCGGGCGCCGCCGGAUCGUACGACGUCGUCAUUCUCGAUCCACCGAAAUUUGCCCCAAACAAGACAGCCCUCGCCAAGGCUCUGCCGAAAUACGUCGGUUUAAACAAGCGUGCGAUGGCCUUGCUCUCCCGCGGUGGCAUCCUCGUCACCUGCUCCUGUUCGGGCGCGGUGACCCAAGACAGACUCCUUCCGAAAGUCGUCAACGAAGCCGCGCGCGCGUCCGGCCGCUUCGUCACCACGCUCUCCGUCACCGGCGCCGGUAAGGAUCAACCCAUCGAUCCAUCCUACGCCUUUGGGGAGUACCUCUCCGUCGUUACCGCGCGUAUCGCGUAG